UAUGCCGAUGUACUGGCAUGUACUAUGUAGCUACUGGCAUGUAGUAAACGCGAGUCAGCUGCCGAGUUACGUCAUUUCCACUACCCGAUAAGGAAGAUAGGCCGUGCUCCAGACAUCCAGGGGUCCAGAUUGGUCAUCACCUGGACAAUCAGGUGCUCCUGUUCCUGUCACUGUCCCUAUUAGCUCCCGAGGUUCCUUCUACUUGUAGCACAACAAGCUAUCAUCAUCAGCGUUCAUCUCAUCUUGCAACUCUUUCGCGAAAUAGUCAUCGAUUCAUCACUCUACUUGUCCUAUUCCGGUUAUUUUACGCCAACAUAGGUUUGCAAUCAUGAAGGCCUCUCUUCUCGCACUCGUUCUGCCUGCGGCAGUGAGUGCUCGUUUCAUCGAAGCAAAUGAGGCCAAUCGUGUCCUCCCCUAUAUGGACGCGCUCCUGGACGAGGCCAACACUCCCGAACAAUAUCUCAUCGAGUUGUCUCCUGGCGAGACGACAUGGGUGACUGAAGAGGAGAAGUGGGAGCUUCGCCGCAACGGAAGACAGUUCAUGGACAUCACUGAACAUCGCGAGCUUGGCGCAUUGCGGAUCACCUCCAAGUCCACCCCCAUCUUUCCCGAAAAGGUGCAACUUCAAUCGGAGAUUCACCCGAUGCUUAAGAACCUCUCCAAGGACUUAAUGAAAGAGCACCUCGAGAAGUUCACGAGCUUCCACACGCGUUACUACAAGUCGGACUACGGUCGCCAGUCUUCCGAGUGGCUCCUGAAGACGGUCCAAGAUACUAUUAAGGAGGCCGGCGCUGACAAGCAUGGAGUCAAGGCCGAGCACUUCAAGCAUUCGUGGGGCCAGAACUCUGUUAUCGCCACGAUCCCCGGGCAGUCGAAGUCGACCGUUGUUAUCGGCGCCCACCAAGACUCGAUCAACCUAUGGUUGCCCUCUGUCCUACCUGCCCCUGGUGCUGAUGACGAUGGAAGUGGCACCGUCACCAUCCUCGAGGCUUUCCGCAUCCUCCUUUCUUCGGAACAAGUCGUCCAGGGCAACGCCUCGAACACAAUCGAGUUCCACUGGUACAGCGCUGAGGAGGGUGGUCUUCUCGGAAGUCAGGCCAUCUUCUCUGAGUACGAAAAGCAAGGCCGCGAUGUUAAGGCUAUGCUGCAACAGGACAUGACGGGUUAUGUCCAAGGAACCCUCGAUGCCGGAAAGCCCGAGAGUGUCGGUGUGAUCACGGACUUUGUCGACCCCAGCUUGACUUCUUUCAUCAAGAAGGUCAUCGAGGAGUACUGCGAGAUCCCCUGGGUCGAGACCAAGUGUGGCUACGCCUGCUCCGACCACGCUUCUGCCUCUAAGGCUGGCUAUCCCUCGGCCUUUGUGAUCGAGUCGACCUUCGGCGACUCAGACCAGCACAUCCACAACACUGAUGACUUGAUCAAGUACCUCUCCUUUGACCAUAUGCUUCAGCAUGCGCGCAUGACUCUGGCUCUCGUGUACGAGUUGGGAUUUACCGAGUUUGAGAAGCUGAAGAACGCGUAUAGAGAGGAAGAGCUAUAGAUGAGCCAUGUUUCUCCGUCUAUUGUAUUCCCCCACAUAACAUGGAGUAUAUCGUUGUUACCUAUGUAGGUAUACAGCGUUUUGUUUUUUUUUUUUUUUUUUGGAGUUUUGAAGCAUAUAUGUAUAGUUGGACAUUCUUGGGAUGAUACUAGAUUGACUUGCUGAGUUUGGAUAACGAAUUCUUAACUUGCCUAUAUAGGUGCUAGAAUAGAGAUUAAUUCCAUAUUUAGUUUCUGUUUA
Molecule: messenger RNA, 1780 nt
Organism: Hypoxylon fragiforme
Lineage: Eukaryota; Fungi; Ascomycota; Sordariomycetes; Xylariales; Hypoxylaceae
Product: Zn-dependent exopeptidase
Exons: 2
Coding region: 329-1540 (403 amino acids)
Biological process (GO): proteolysis
Molecular function (GO): metalloexopeptidase activity
Source: RefSeq, a predicted model, not a curated record